AUGGCCAAACUUACAGUGGUAGAUUUCUCCGACAAAGACUGCUUCAAGCCAGGGACCAGUUCUUGGCUCUCAUUACGCAGAGACAUUUGUCAUGCACUUGAAGAGCUUGGCUGUUUCGUGGCAAAACUACCCGACCUAAUUCCUUCUGAGAUUCGCAGUCCCUUCUUUGGUACGUUGGAUGAGUUGUUUAAUUUCCCAACCGAAACCAAGCUGCAAAUUACUUAUGAAAGGCCUUUCCCCAUGGGCUACAUAUCUUUGAACGCCGCUAAUGAAAGCUUGGCGAUUGGUUAUCCUACAAACCCUGAAGAGACUAAAAAGUUUACGCAUCACUUUUGGCCCAAUGGAAACGAUCAAUUUCGUCAGGGUGCUGAUUUGUUUGCAACAGUGAUGGAAAAACUAGAUCAUACUGUGACAAGAAUGGUAUUUGAAAACUAUGGAGUGGAGAAGUACCAUGAUGAUCACAUUCGAUCAGUUGUUUACUUCUACAAAUUUAAUAAAUACAAUGAACCUGAGAAAAGUGGAAUUGAUGUGGGAAUGCCCGGCCAUACAGACAAGGGCUUUAGCACCGUACUCUGUCAAAAUCAUGUCAAAGGUCUGGAAAUACGGUCAAAGGACGAUGAGUGGAUUUCUUUUGAUCCUGUGCCUUCAUCCUUCAUCUUUAUAGCUGGUGAUGGAUUUAAGGUUUGGAGCAACGACAGAAUUCAAGCUUGUAAACAUCGAGUCACCUUGAGGGAGAAUGGUGUAAGACACUCGUUAGCUCUAUUUUCAUUCAAGGAAGGGGAAACAUGCGUACCCAAUGAGCUUGUAGACAAGGACCACCCCCUAAAGUAUAAGCCAUUGCAUCUAUUAGAAUAUGUUCAAUAUUUCAUGGAGAAUUACCCCACACUUGGACCUAACUUUUCCAUCAAGACAUAUUGUGGCGUUUGA
Molecule: messenger RNA, 927 nt
Organism: Pyrus x bretschneideri (Chinese white pear)
Lineage: Eukaryota; Viridiplantae; Streptophyta; Magnoliopsida; Rosales; Rosaceae
Product: deoxypodophyllotoxin synthase-like
Exons: 3
Coding region: 1-927 (308 amino acids)
Molecular function (GO): dioxygenase activity
Source: RefSeq, a predicted model, not a curated record